AUGCCGAGCAAGGGGCAUAUGCCUAAAGCCCAAGGGCCAAAACUCCCUCCCUACAAAGGCAAUCUGAUGUCCAAGAGAGUGGAGUUCCUCAAAGUCCUCGACGUCGACUCCGCCCACGGCACCGUCGUGAAAGCGCGGAUAAAGAAACGUCACUACGCCAUAAAAUUCUUCGUCAGUUCUAAAGCGCCGGUCAACACCAAGGAAGUCUACGGCGACAAACCAAGCUGGAGCUGCUGUGAAGCAUUCGACUGGUAUUUCUCACCCUUUGAGAAUGAAUGUCGAGCCUUUGGCAGAUUGAAAGAAAGAAAUGCGGAAUAUAUCGCCAUCAAGGUGCACGGAUGGGUUGCUCUCACAGCAAAACAGAUUGAGAAAAAGCUCGUUUCGUCGGGGGCGAAGGGCCGUGGCCUGAACGGAUUUCCUGACGGUACUCUUUACGGAAUUGUCAAAGACUGGGUCAACAUGGUUCCGUAUCACGAUUCAAAGCAACGAGAGACUUAUGACCAGAUGGUAGCGGUGAAGCACUUCCCCAAAAUGCUAAAAAAUCUGCAUAAGCUUCAUUUUCUGGGGAUAGUAAUCCGAGACUUGAAGCCUGACCAGUACAUCAAUGGUGUACUAGUCGAUCUCAGUCUCGCCUCUACAGUUCCCCAUCCAUACGGUCCAACGGUCUCAGGCAGAGAAAGUCCUUGGCAACCACGCUGGACAUACGAAAGCCUCGCAGCAUGGGAUCUGUACUCAUUCCAAUGCCACGUUAUUGAUUUCUGGAAGCACAAUUCACAGAUAUUCUUCCAGAAACGGCGUCGGAACGGGAUACAAAAGAAGUGCAGUUUGCAAGCGUAUCCUAUAGCUCAAGCUCAGAACGCGAGCAAUAUACGCUCAGGCCGGUAUAAACCAAUCCUAACCUAUUACGGCGAGUUUCUGGCAAUGGUGCGGAAGCCGAACCACGAUCCCCUUGAUUUUCUGAGAAGACAUCCGAAAUAUCCGAGGUCGAUUGCAUCAUAUACGGGAAUACCCCCAGCGAAAGUCAAGUCAAUGAUUAGAGCUAGGAGGAGACAGAUCGACAGUUGUUGUGCUGUUAUGUAG
This is a messenger RNA of Fusarium redolens, 1080 nucleotides long. RefSeq names its product kinetochore Sim4 complex subunit FTA2-domain-containing protein. The coding region runs from base 1 to 1080 and encodes 359 amino acids. The record is from RefSeq and is a predicted model, not a curated record. NCBI's taxonomy places the organism in Eukaryota, Fungi, Ascomycota, Sordariomycetes, Hypocreales, Nectriaceae. The transcript has 2 exons.